AGCGGUCCGCUGCCACUAUGCAGUGUGUUCUCUCCCGCUUCCAAAUUGUGCAUCGGCGGAUGGGUCUUAUCAUCCAACAAUUGCAGCCGAGGUUUUGCUGUUUAAUUCCAAGUGAUCUGCAGCGUUUUUACAAUUAGUCACCGCAAGAACAAUCCCUGAAUGAAUGCCAAGGAUGGCAUUUUUGGGGAGUGUCACACACAAGUGACCAAAACCAGUUUUUCAGGUAAAAAGAUUGGGAGAGGCAAAUCGAGGUUUACGAUCAUUCCUCAGUGCUAUGAUUGCCGACUGCUGUGGACGAUAGCAAAGACACAAGGCUUUAUUCCAGAGUCCUUUGGGGGAUAAAAUACCAUGGCUUCCCCAGAGACAAGCAAUGUUGAACCCACAUCAGAUUCAAUUCUUCCUUCGGGGUCAAGAUUACUAACCAGCUUCCCAGAUCUUCUUAUGUUACCCGAGCUCGUCUUUGGUGGGCUGGUGUGGAUUCUUGUGGCUUCCACGGAUGUCCGAGAUAAAGACAGCCAGGGCUGGGUGAUGUUCGUCUCUAUCCUCUUGUUCGCGUUGACACUGCUUCUGAUGAUUUGCUACUUCAUUGGAUGGCCCCGGAACUCGACGGCUUGGUGUUUAUUGGAUGCCGCCUACCAUGGGAUUUCAGCCAUUUUAUAUUUCAGUGCCGCAGUUCUGCAGGCGAACACCACUGUACAUCUACAGACUGUCUCUAACAAUAUCUACAAAAUUGACAUUGCUGCCUCGGUAUUUGCAUUUGCAGCCACCGUGGUCUAUGUGGUCCACGCAACCUACUCAUUUAAAAGGUGGAAAACGGUUUAACGUUCUUGGUGGCAUUGGCAGCUGGAUCUUCAUCGAAUCGCUUGAAUAAAACGCAUCAGCCCUCUUAGUCCGCACCAACCCCCGAACGUCCAUUUACUUUAAUCCUACACCAACCUAACUUUAUUCCCUCAGAAAAGGACACAAAGGGCAGUCACGGUGGCGCAGCGGUAGAGUUGCUGCCUUACAACGAAUGCAGCGCCGGAGACCCAGGCUCGUUCCUGACUACGGGUGCUGUCUGACCUGCCUGGGU
Amblyraja radiata (thorny skate) is the source of this 1072-nucleotide messenger RNA. RefSeq names its product myelin and lymphocyte protein-like. Gene Ontology annotation, biological process: myelination. The transcript has 4 exons. NCBI's taxonomy places the organism in Eukaryota, Metazoa, Chordata, Chondrichthyes, Rajiformes, Rajidae. The record is from RefSeq and is a predicted model, not a curated record. Gene Ontology annotation, cellular component: membrane. Gene Ontology annotation, molecular function: structural constituent of myelin sheath. The coding region runs from base 349 to 822 and encodes 157 amino acids.